Molecule: messenger RNA, 686 nt
Organism: Saccostrea cuccullata (small rock oyster)
Lineage: Eukaryota; Metazoa; Mollusca; Bivalvia; Ostreida; Ostreidae
Exons: 3
Coding region: 15-662 (215 amino acids)
Source: RefSeq, a predicted model, not a curated record
UCAGAAACUUCAAGAUGAAUCAACUGUUUACCAACUUUCUGCCGAUCAAUGAUCUAGAUCUGAAGGUGGGACAGUACAGUGUAUUACAAUGUGGAAAACUGUGUACAGAUGAGAAGAGUUGUCAAACCUUCUUAUACAAACCCCAGGACGAAAAAUGUUUUCUCUACAAAUAUCCAUUGUUAGAGUAUACACCCGUAUUGUCGGAAGCAGGGGUAGUGGCGUACGAAAUGGAAGGAUGUCCUCUGUCUGGUUUAACUUUAAAUAGAGAAGCUGGGUUAUGUUUAAAAAUAUUAUUCACAACAAACAGAACGUCAUUCUACGCCAGCUCAGUGUGUGCUCAGCUUGGCGGAGAACUAAUAUCUCUAGAGACAGACCAAAAGAUGACGUUCCUAAAGACCUAUAUUCUCCAAUAUUAUGGAGAGAAAAAGGGAGUUCUUGUGGGUCUCAACAGUACUGGUGGUUGGGAUUGGGCCAGUGGUGCACCAUGGGUACCCAGUUCCUUAAUCACAAAUAAAAUAAACAAUUUUGACUCUGGAAUGAAUCCAUGUGGUAGCGAUUUCUGUGGGGUGUUUAGUUUGUCAUCUUCCUCAGCUAUGGAGAUUUUUGACAGCUGUUGUCUCAAUAUCCCACUACUGUUUGUCUGUUCUACAUCGGUUCUGUGACCCAAUGUCUUAACUCAAAAUUUU